AAGGGUCAACAGAAAGAGGAACUUAAGAAAGAACUUGAUCUGGAUGACCACAAACUGAGCAGUAAGGAAUUGGAACAGAAAUUUGGCACCGACAUCAUCAGGGGCCUCUCUAGUGUCAGAGCUGCAGAACUCCUGGCUCGAGAUGGUCCUAAUACUCUCAGUCCUCCUAAGCAAACUCCAGAGAUCAUCAAGUUCCUCAAACAGAUGGUGGGGGGCUUUUCCAUCCUUCUAUGGAUAGGUGCCAUCUUGUGCUGGAUUGCAUAUGGGAUUCAGUCUCUCAAUAAUGCUGCAUCCCUAGACAAUGUAUACUUGGGCGCCAUACUUGUUCUGGUUGUUAUUUUGACGGGGGUCUUUGCUUAUUACCAAGAAGCCAAAAGCACCAACAUCAUGGCCAGCUUUAGUAAGAUGAUUCCCCAGCAAGCUCUCGUCAUCCGUGAUUCAGAAAAGAAGAUAAUCCCUGCAGAGCAACUGGUGGUGGGAGACAUCGUGGAGAUUAAAGGAGGAGACCAGAUCCCUGCAGACAUCAGGCUGCUGGCUUCCCAGGGGUGUAAGGUAGACAAUUCUUCUCUGACUGGAGAAUCUGAGCCCCAGUCUCGUUCAACUGAAUUCACUCAUGAAAACCCUCUGGAAACAAAGAACAUCGCCUUCUAUUCCACAACCUGUUUGGAAGGCACAGCCACGGGCAUGGUCAUCAACACGGGGGACCGCACCAUCAUUGGUCGCAUAGCCUCCUUGGCGUCAGGUGUUGGGAAUGAGAAGACGCCCAUUGCCAUUGAGAUCGAGCACUUUGUUCAUAUUGUGGCCGGAGUGGCUGUCUCCAUCGGCAUUAUUUUCUUCAUCAUCGCAGUGUCCAUGAAGUACUAUGUCCUGGACUCCAUCAUCUUCCUCAUUGGCAUCAUUGUGGCCAAUGUGCCGGAAGGCCUCCUGGCCACUGUUACUGUGACCCUGUCACUGACAGCAAAACGGAUGGCGAAGAAGAACUGUCUGGUGAAAAACUUGGAGGCGGUAGAGACCCUCGGCUCCACUUCCAUCAUUUGCUCCGACAAGACCGGGACUCUGACUCAGAACAGGAUGACUGUGGCUCAUCUGUGGUUUGACAAUCAGAUCUUCACAGCUGACACAAGUGAAAACCAGUCAAACCAAGCCUUUGACCAAAGCUCUGGAACCUGGGCCUCCUUAUACAAAAUAAUAACAUUAUGUAACCGAGCUGAGUUCAGACCAGGACAAGAGAAUGUCCCCAUCAUGAAGAAAGUUGUGGUUGGAGAUGCCUCAGAAACUGCACUUUUGAAAUUCUCAGAGGUCAUUUUGGGUAAUGUGAUGGAAAUUAGGAAAAGAAAUCCCAAAGUAGCUGAAAUCCCUUUCAACUCCACCAACAAAUUUCAGCUCUCCAUCCACAAGACAGAAGACCCCGAUGACAAGCGUUUCCUCAUGGUGAUGAAAGGGGCCCCCGAGAGGAUCUUGGAGAAGUGCAGUACCAUCAUGAUCAAUGGCCAGGAGCAGCCACUGGACAAGAGCACUGCCGACGCCUUCCUCAUGGCCUACAUGGAGCUAGGUGGCCUGGGCGAGCGUGUACUGGGUUUCUGUCAUCUCUACCUGCCAGAAGAUGUGUUUCCAGAAACCUACUCAUUUGAUGUAGACACCAUGAACUUUCCCACUUCCAAUCUAUGUUUUGUGGGGCUCUUGUCAAUGAUUGACCCCCCUCGAUCCACUGUGCCAGAUGCAGUCGCCAAAUGUCGGAGUGCAGGGAUCAAGGUCAUUAUGGUUACAGGUGAUCAUCCCAUCACAGCCAAAGCUAUUGCCAAGAGUGUAGGGAUCAUCUCUGCCAACAGCGAGACAGUGGAAGACAUUGCAAAACGUCGCAAUAUUGCUGUGGAGCAAGUUAACAAAAGGGAUGCUAAAGCAGCUGUGGUGACUGGCAUGGAGCUGAAGGACAUGACUCCGGAACAGCUGGAUGAACUCUUAGCCACCUAUGCAGAAAUUGUUUUUGCCCGGACAUCCCCCCAGCAGAAGCUGAUCAUUGUGGAGGGCUGUCAGAGGCAGGAUGCUGUUGUAGCUGUUACAGGGGAUGGAGUGAACGACUCUCCUGCUCUGAAGAAGGCAGACAUUGGGAUUGCCAUGGGAAUAGCAGGUUCUGAUGCUGCUAAAAAUGCAGCUGACAUGGUCUUGUUGGAUGACAAUUUUGCCUCGAUAGUCACAGGGGUGGAAGAAGGUCGCCUGAUCUUUGACAACCUAAAGAAGACCAUUGCAUACACCCUGACCAAGAACAUUGCUGAGCUCUGUCCCUUCUUGAUCUACAUUAUUGUCGGGCUCCCUCUGCCCAUUGGCACCAUUACCAUCCUGUUCAUCGACCUGGGCACAGACAUUAUUCCCUCCAUUGCCUUGGCCUAUGAGAAAGCUGAAAGCGACAUUAUGAACAGGAAGCCUCGCCACAAGAAGAAGGAUAGAUUGGUGAACAAGAACCUUGCCAUCUACUCUUACCUGCACAUUGGUCUCAUGCAAGCCUUGGGAGCUUUCCUGGUAUAUUUCACAGUCUAUGCACAACAGGGAUUUUGGCCCACCACUCUCAUUAACCUUCGGGUACAAUGGGAAAUGGAUGAUGUGAAUGAUUUGGAAGACAGCUAUGGGCAGGAAUGGACAAGGCACCAGAGGAAAUAUCUAGAAUGGACAGGCUACACAGCCUUCUUUGUUGGCAUUAUGAUCCAGCAAAUAGCAGAUCUGAUCAUCAGAAAAACCAGGAGGAAUUCCAUUUUCCAACAGGGGCUCUUCAGAAAUAAAGUCAUCUGGGUAGGAAUUGCCUCUCAGAUUAUCAUCGCCUUGAUCCUCUCCUAUGGCCUUGGAAGUGUUACAGCCCUGAGUUUUACCAUGCUCAGGCCUCAAUAUUGGUUUGUGGCUGUACCACACGCCAUCUUGAUUUGGGUUUAUGAUGAGAUACGAAAGCUCUUCAUCAGGCUCUAUCCUGGAAGUUGGUGGGAUAAGAACAUGUAUUACUGA
This is a messenger RNA of Dipodomys ordii (Ord's kangaroo rat), 2991 nucleotides long. RefSeq names its product ATPase, H+/K+ transporting, nongastric, alpha polypeptide (gene Atp12a). Gene Ontology annotation, cellular component: membrane. Gene Ontology annotation, biological process: potassium ion import across plasma membrane; proton transmembrane transport; intracellular sodium ion homeostasis. Lineage: Eukaryota; Metazoa; Chordata; Mammalia; Rodentia; Heteromyidae. The transcript is spliced from 22 exons. Gene Ontology annotation, molecular function: ATP binding; ATP hydrolysis activity; P-type sodium:potassium-exchanging transporter activity. The coding region runs from base 205 to 2991 and encodes 928 amino acids. The record is from RefSeq and is a predicted model, not a curated record.